Petromyzon marinus (sea lamprey) is the source of this 6777-nucleotide messenger RNA. It is a transcript of the gene TMEM243, whose product is annotated as transmembrane protein 243. The record is from RefSeq and is a predicted model, not a curated record. NCBI's taxonomy places the organism in Eukaryota, Metazoa, Chordata, Hyperoartia, Petromyzontiformes, Petromyzontidae.
GCGCUCGUGACGCCGUAAAGCGUCGCGAUCGGGGGGGGGGGAGGCGCUGUCGUGAAGUCGCUCGCGAGCUCGGCCGAGUUGGGAGUAGCUUGGGCAGAACGCCUCGCUAACCAGGCACCGCCGCCGCUUUAUCUCCUAACAGCUUCGGGCCCUCGCCGCAGCUUCCUGCAUUCUCAGCGCUCGUGCUUGCCCGGCCCUCGCGCAGCUGCUGCGUGGCGAGAAUCUGCACGCGCGCGCCACCGUCGCCGCUUUCGUUGGGCGAAGCAGAGGAGCGGAGCGGCUGAACGCGCUUGCUGUGGUGGUGGUUGUGGUGAGGAGAGGGGAGGGAGGAAAUCCCUGGGAUGAGCCGCGGCGCGCGGCAGUGAGGUGUGGUGGGGGCGGCCGCCCGGCAGACGGAGCGCGCGCAGCAUGAACGAGUCGCCUUCGUACGGCACGACGACCCUGCCCGAGAACACGCCGUUGUUCGGCGAGGCCUCGCGCAGGGAUCGAAUAAUCAACCUGGUCCUUGGCGUUUUCACGUCUCUGCUUGUUGUUACGACGCUGGUGGCUGCGUUCGUCCUUCCCAAGGGUGGCAGCUCGCACAUCCGAGGAGCCAAUGUCUACUUUGCUGUGUGCAUCCUGCUCAAUUGCAUACCGAUGAUCGUGCUCAUAAUCUGGUACCGGUUGGGUGACCUGGAGCCCAAGUUCCGCACUCUGAUCUACUACAUGUCCUUCACCAUGGUGCUGCUCUGCAUCUGUGCCAUUCUCUUCUUCAACAAGGUUGGGGAUUGACGGGGGAGUGGGGGGGGCCUUGGGAGAGGUGAAGUGACGUCUCAAUUAAACACAAGGUUUGCCCGGCGUUGUCUGUUAACACGCUCGCGUGCUCACCAAAAGUGUAAGUGGAUAUUGUUGGGUAACAGUCAACCCUAACGUGACUCGCAUACAAUAGUACAAUUGCAUACAAACGGACCAUCUCAAAUAUAUACGCAUUGUUGAUCACCUUGCUGUGCACUUUGAAUUUUAUUUUUCCAACUGCAUACCGACAAUGAUCCCCCACCCCCCAGAGCUAUUGAUUUCCUUUUUUGUUUCUAUUAAACAAAGUAGUGUGUUAAACAUUACAGUAAAUGUGUGUUUACACUGACAAGUUGAUUCAACGGAUUUAUAAGACCUUUAAUUGCUGGCCAGUUUCUUGAUAGUCAGGUCGGUUGAACAUGUUUAAUUGUUUUGUGGCUUAGCAAGUGAAAAUGUUUUCCUCAAAUAUGGCCGAAAUUCAAACUCUCCUUGCUCAUCCUCUGUCAGCGGUCAUGAACCAUUUGCGAAAAUUCCACAUUUCCAUGGCAAAACCAGUGCUUUGUUAGUCAGCAUAGUAGUCUUUUUAGUUUAGUUGACCUGUUGCUAACGUAGAAAACAAUGACGAAAUUAUCAUUGCGUCCAGUGUGAAUACGGUGAGCAUUGAAUGGCUUCAUAAAAUCCACAGACUGCGACGUCACUAAAAUUCCGUAGGUUAUCGUCGACUGAAAAAUACUAAUGUGCCGACCUAAACAACGCCGGUCAAAACGCACUGCACGAACGUAUGGUGUCCCAUGUUAAUGGUCAGAACUCAUCAAAACGACAGCACGCAAGAGUCCUUUUGUUGCAUGAGGGAUAAGCUAGUGUUAUCUUGCCCAUUGUAUUUCUCACGUGUAAUUGUAAUCUGUUAUGUCACCACAUCUCUUCUUAUUUGUGGCAUUCAAUAAAAUAAACGCUCUUUAGUUUUUUACAUGAUUACACAAGCAAUGUAUCACAAACGGUCUGCUGUGCCAAGUAUUAGGCAUGUAACUAUGCACCAAUUUAAAUCUGAUUGUUAUGCUCAUAGUACAAAUGCUCACGAACCACUUGUACGUGUGAGAAUAGAUUAUUUAUGACUAAUGCAAAAUGUAUGUUGAUCUUAUUUUUGGCGUGAAUGAAAUUGUACACAAAUGAGUCGAGCAAGAUGUCUGCCGACUAUUUUUUUGCUUUCAAAUUUGUGUCCUUGGAAGCCUUAACGUGAACAAUCAUCAUAUAGUGAAACAGGGUAGUGAGUGGGCACUAGGCUUCUCACAAAUGUACUUGUUCGCCUGUCCUCUGCCGUGGGUUCCAGCCAUGUGCUCGCGCAUGCAUGCUAGUCAACAACAAAGCACUGGCCCAUCUAUGCAUUGACUGGGCCACAGCGGUAAAUGUCUCCAGUGCCCUUUUGAUCAAACUCCCCACAGAAUCCACCUGCACUCUGCCUUAACAGUACUUCUGUCCUGUGUGUGAUUCAGAGUUAUUUUUUUUCAUGUUUCCGUCAAUCUGAAUGCUCAUGGCCGUGCCAAAUUGUACGCACCAGAUUUAAAGUGGCUACUCGUUUGGGAUCGGCACGUUAGCGGAUGUGACGCGUACCACGAGGUCAUGACUCGUACCGAUACAUUUUGCAAUCUUCUAUGGCAAAAAUAUGCUAACAAAUCGGCCAUCUGGCCUUCGUCAGUUUAACACUGAACAAGACGUGGAAUGAAAAAUAUUGGCUCUUUAUUCCUCGAAUGCGUUAUGGUUUUUUUUUUUGAACUGACGAGUUGUUAAGUUGUCUGAUCGAGAGCGUGUUUGUGUCUGACGCUGACAACUGGGCCUGAAAUAAGGGACUUUUGUUUAUUGCUGCUGCAAGACUUGCUAAAAAACAAUUACAUGUGUUUCUUCAUCUCUGUGUGUGUGAUCAUAAGCAUCCAGUCAUAUGGCGAUUAUCCAGCAGCCGACACUCGAAUUAAUUUAUUUGUUCAGAUUCUCGAUUAGGAAAAACCAUAUUCGUGACCAUUUUUACUGCACGCAACACAGUUUUGCUGCUGCUGGAUUCUAUCAGACUUGGUCAUGUGUUGAGUUUGGUGGUCUGUUCUGGUCCGCGUGUCGGAGAACUGUUCAGCUUAUAUUGUAAUGCAGCGAGCGUGAAUCGAGUUGAUAAUGUUGUCAUGUAUAGUGUAUAGCCUGAAGAGAUUUAAUAUAAAAUCAUAUUUUUAUUACAGUGACAAUGACAAGGAAGCGGUAACCGGUAAAAUGAUGCGUGCAACAAUCAGCAUGUAAAAUCUAUUUUUGUUAUUGAUACCGUCAAAUACACGACAAGCUAACAUGCACGUGUUCACUGUAUUACACAGCACCUCCAGAAGAAUAUCUGAAUUGUUGUUCACUUUAUAUCGUGUUCCUUGCAAAACCUGUCUUUAGGAGAUGCAAAAUACAUGGAAAUCCUAGAACAGUUGUGCUAGUUUGUGUGAUCGCACUUGGUACCGAAAUAACACUUGAUAAAACACAAACUUGGUAAUGCAAUCAAAUAUGUUUUCUGUUUGUCAAUGUGCUUAACGAUAAAAAAAAAAUUACACUUAACAAUAACCUCACUUGCUUGCUCUUUCAUUCCUGCGACAUGCUGCGUCCACCGACUCGACAGUCCUUUUGAAAAUCUUGACCUAUGGUCAAGAUGUUAAACAUUAUUGACAAACAAGCUCAUGUCCUCUUACGAGUGGAUCUAGAAUAUAAAAAUCUGGCAGCCUUUUUUUUACCAUUCAUGUGUUUUGGCAGUUAACUUUGGUGAUGUUCACACUUCACAAAUGUCUCAUUUUAUACAGAUACCACAAUUUGUAAGUAGGGCAUUUCACUAUGGUUAUGUCAAGAAGAUAAUGUUAUGAUAAUCCCGAAUAAAUGUGUAAUUGGAUGCAUUUGCAAUGUCGCUUACCUACUGCACUGGAAAUUUAUAAUGGGCUCACUUUUAGUCGAGGUGGAAUGAUGAGUUGAUUCAUCCAUUAAUAUUGUUUCCUAAUCUUAUGAUGCACACAUUGAUGUUUAUUUUUUUAUUUUUACCUUUUUGUAUGCAAUGGUGUCGCGUGAUGCUGUAACCAUUGGACACGUUACCAUUCGCAAUUCUUGAAUUCAGUUGCGGCAAUUAAUUGAAGCUCUGGAUGGAAUUGAUCAUUCCAUCCCUAGCUUUGAGCUCUGUAUUACCCCGGUACAGAUAUUCUCAACAAAUUGUGCAUGAACCCUCUAAACGAGCUUCAGAUGCUGGUAAGGGAUUGCCAAAAGCUUACGGAGCCCUCGGUCCAAUUUUUUUUGAGAAUCUCUGUUCUGGCAGGUGUUGUGAUUUUUUUUCCACUCCGUUAAUGGCAAAACAAUUUUUGACACGGCCUGUUUUUUGUCUUAAAAACAGCCUCAAUAAUUCACUGAAUAAGAGAGUAAGUGGAUAUUUACAGAAUGUAUUUUCUGCUGCCAAUCGUAUACCUUGUGGAUGAACGUAUAAACAUAGUCCCUACUUAAUGAACAAAAAAAUCCUGAAAGUAUGGUCUCACAUGACAACCUUGGAUUUGUACACCUGGCCAAAGAGUCAUUUGACAAUCUGCGACAAUGUGCUUGGCAGUGCUGCUUAUACUCACCUUUGAUAUAUUUUUUAUAAGGCUAAAGUGCACGAAUAUUUGUUUAAAGGUGUGAAUAUUUUUGGAGCGGGUGACACAGUGUACUUAGUGGUGGGGCGGUGUGUAGUAUUUUUUUUGUUUCAGUCCAUGUAAUAAAAUAGAUUAACGUUAUGGUAUUAACAGUAUAGGAGUAUGGUUAUGUUUAUACAUUUUUUAAAAUACUAAAUUCAUGCCAUAUCUUACAAGUGUACAACACUUUUUCUACAAACCCAAAGUUUAUGGGCAGUAUUGAGGACACGCUGCCUGUGGGUGAUGUUCAGCAAUGAUUGAUUGAACGACCUUCCUUUAUAACAGGCUCAUCAGCCAGGCUGUCUUCGCAUCUAACUGUCUUGUUUCAGGAAACAGAUAUUGAUUAAGCCUCUGUGCAUAGAACACAUUUACCCCUCUGAAAUGCAUAGCGCCGCUGUCCUUCGAUACACAAGCCCCUUCUGCAUAGUUUCACAAUCGGUCUAUGUGCUCAUCAUUUCCAUUGCUUUGUGAGACAUUUGUCUUGGCAACCAGUUGCAACGUUGCAAGACCGUUACUUUGAAUACAAAGUGUAACAUUCAACGUUAAGUUUGAAUUUGCAAAAGUUUGUCCGAUCCGAAAUGGAAUUGCAAUGUUUAACUGUUCGGUUAAUGCGUGCAAGUAACUGAGUGGCAUGCCACCCCCUCGUGGCAUGCCUUAGUUAUGGAACCCAAACACCGUACGGCACUUUAUAGUAAAAAAAAAACACUAAUUCAAAAUUGGCAUAAUGUGUGUUUAUAAAGGGUUUUAUUGGGAGGGGAUUUGCACUUGGUGAAUAUAAUUAUAUUUUUCUUGGAUUCUAGAUCCAUUGGGGCUGUAUAGAAGCCGCACAAGAGAGAAGUAUAAUCAAGGUUAUUUAUGUUACCCCUUUUCGUGUUCUGCUUGUAAACUGGUACGAGGCACUCGCUCUUAUGCUUCUCAUCUGUCUCUACAUCCAUCCUUGUUGAACAUCGCCAUUCUUUGUUUUUCCCUCUUGGUCUCUUCCUAAAGAAUCCGUUCCCUCGCACCACUAUCUUCACAGUCUCAUUUCUUUCCUGUUUAUAUUUGAAUGGGUUCACGUUUUUCUUCCACCUGAAGUAGCAUCUUAUUAUGAAGUAGCAUCUGUUUUCUUUCUGUCUCGCUUAUUUUCAAAACUGUCUCCAAAUCCGCAUUUCAAAACCCUCCAAUCUCUUUAUGCUCUACAGUACUUUCAUAUUUUCCAUGCCUUUCACAAGCACGUCGCCACACUCCCAACAUAGCUUUUUGUUGUUUUACUUAAAUUUGCUAUCAAAGCGUUUCAUUCGACUUUUUUUCUUUCUCCAGGCUUUAUCAGCAAUUCCAAAUUUUUGCAAUUUCUAAGCACGGAAAGUUGCUCAUCUUCAUUAGUAGACAAACCAGUGAUGAAAAGUCCACUUUCUUAUGACGGAGCUGGCACGUGCAAAUGUUUCAACGAGAAAGGUUACAUGUCAGUUGUUUUGCCACUCGACAGACAAUACCAUUAAACAGAAUAUUCAUCCUUGUUUACAAGCACAAGCGCCUUUUCCCAUAUGUGCACUCUUUCAAUUUGCUAUGAGAAUGGGACAGUUUGCUUAAGAUCAUUGACGUUCACUCCACAACACGACUACCGUUUGGGUUUAUAGGAAUUCAAUUUGAUCCUGUGCCAAAUGAGGUGAGAGCUGAUUGUGAUUUGCUUUCGAUUAAAUUGAGACUUGGGGUAACUAGUUCUAUGCCGUGAUCCUGAGGGUCUGUGCGGUAGUUUUUCAGGUGAAGAUGCAGCUGUGCAUUUACUUCCUCAUGUCACCGCUGGUGGAACAGGGCCUCCACGCGAGGGAGGUGUAGAGGAUGAUUGGUCUCAUGCCAUGCUGACUCGACCUCUGGGUCGAGGUAGGGGGGGUGUACCCAGACUUUACCACACCACGCACGGGCUGCCGAUCGGCUAACUGGUGUACCCAUUUAAACUGAACGUUUGUAAUACGCGCAACGUAAGAUGUAUAAACCUCGUGUUUCUACUGGGAGUUGUUUCACGAACGAUUCUAAAGAUUCAUAGAUGCGUUGUUUUUGCUGCUUGUCGCCAGAGUUUAAAUUCGAUUCGUAUUAACGGCGUAGUACUUCUAUCCACUCUUUCGUAAUUUCCAAAUCAGACGCAUAUUUACAAUUUUGUGACUUAACUGCAGUGUUUUUGAAUCUUAAAACGUAAUUCGUUUUAAGAACUGUGGUUUUUCAGUAGUUCAAUGUUUUUUUACUCGUUUUGUUGAAGGGUUUAAUUGCAUAGCUGUGUGGUCAACUGAUUUUGUACUAAUAAAACACUGAUGCAUUCUUUUAAAACUUUGGUUUUCUUGAAAAAAAUAAAACCAGAAAUGAAAGGCUUGUG